GAAUAAUCUCGACAUGUGUGAGUUACUGGAGAGGGCAUGAUUUAAUCUGCAUGCUGUCAUUACAUUGUUGCAAUUUCUUAACAUGUUCCCUCGACACUUAACUGCCUUUUCCCUCACAUUUGACUAAAGCUGACAUGAGCAUUACAGAGGUGCCCAGUGAAAUAGGUAAUCUAAGCUCUCUGCAAGAGCUUAAUUUAGGUGCGUUGUUGGAUCAGGCAAUGAUUCAUCUGCAUGCUGCCAUUACAUUGUUGCUCUUCCUCGUUAUGUUUCCUUGACACUCAACUGCCUUUUCCCUCACCAUUUGACUACAGGUUAUGGCAGCAUUACGGAGCUUCCCAGUGAAAUAGGUAAUCUCAGCUCCCUUGAAAGGCUUUCUUUCCGUGAGUAACCGGAGUGGGAUUUAUUUCAUCUGCAAGCUGUUGAAUCAUUGUUGCAAUUUCUUGUGAUAUUUCCUUGACACUCAACUGCCUUUGCCUCCACCAUGCUAUUUCAGAAGAAGAGAAAAUCACAGAGCUUCCCAGUGAACUAGGUAAUCUUAGCUCCCUUCGAGGUAUCUUUGGAGGUAUGUAAUCGGAGUGGGAAUUAUUUCAUCUGCAAUCUGUAUCACCACCGUUGCAACCUUUUAUGUUUCCUUGACACUCAACUUCCUUUGCCUCAAUCAUGUGACUGUAGCUUCCAACAAACUUACAGUGCUUCCCAGUGAAAUUGGUAAUCUAAGCUCUCUACACGAACUAUAUUUCGGUGCGUACUUGGAACAGGCGAUGUUUCAUCGGCAUGCUGUCAAUUCAUUCUUGCAAUUUCAUGUUUGGAUUCCUUGGCACUCAACUGCAUUCUCGUCCGCUAUGUGAUUUCAGAUAGGAAUCAAAUCACGGAGCUUCC
Messenger RNA from Pseudo-nitzschia multistriata, 879 nucleotides. Lineage: Eukaryota; Bacillariophyta; Bacillariophyceae; Bacillariales; Bacillariaceae. The record is from the annotation of a GenBank genome assembly.